Lytechinus pictus (painted urchin) is the source of this 4691-nucleotide messenger RNA. Its product is annotated as X-ray radiation resistance-associated protein 1-like. Gene Ontology annotation, cellular component: nucleus. The record is from RefSeq and is a predicted model, not a curated record. Gene Ontology annotation, molecular function: protein binding. Lineage: Eukaryota; Metazoa; Echinodermata; Echinoidea; Temnopleuroida; Toxopneustidae. The coding region runs from base 282 to 2657 and encodes 791 amino acids. The transcript has 13 exons.
GAUAAAAUAAAAUCCGUUUGAUUAUUCGGAUAGCUAGGGUCUGGCUAGAUGUUUUGUUUUGUUUCUUGGUUACAUGGAAAAUAGGGAGAUGGAACCCUUCCAUAAAUAUCAUUUAGAUGAAUAUCAUUAAAGACCACCCGUAGAGUAUUCUUUCUUUGGAAUUAUCAUUUCAUAUCAUAGAGUGCACGGCAGACUCUUUGCCAAUACCGGUUAUUUUCAUGUAAACAGUGUCAAUGUUGUCAUGACAAUAAACCAAGGCAAGGGAUGAGCAAUGUCGCAAUAUGGCUGUGCCUGCUGGCAUCAAAUUAGAUGAAGGGAGCAGUCAUUUUGUUUCAAACUGCUUUCCCGUUCGACAGAUAUUUGGAUCAUCUGAUAGUGCUGGAGCAUGGUUGGUUGCUCAUCGAACAGAACAAAUCAGACAUCUAACCGAGCCCGAAGCAGAACCCAAGACAUAUGCACAGCUCAAGUAUGAGCGCAAACAGAAAGAGAAAGAGGAAAGAAGGGUGAAAGGAGAGACACUCGUACAAGAUGAGGAGGAAGAUAGUACAACCCCAGGAGUUUUAGAUGGAUUCUUUUUGCUGAAACACUGUUGUGUGGAAGACCCAUCAGAUCUGUGUUCAGUUAAUAUAUCUGGUCAGGAUCUGACAGACGCCAAGGAAGAAGAUUUUGAACUCUUUGUUAAUGUUGCCUAUGUCAACGCUGGUGAAAACUUGUUACCUUUUGAUGCUUUCAAUCAUUUUCCAAUCAUACGUGAGCUAGAGUUACCUUUGAACGGACUCCGAAAUAUUAGAGUAGAGUACAACCAUUUCCCUUAUUUAGAGGUAUUGGACCUUUCACACAACAAUCUUUCCAAGGAUGACGUGGGUAAUCUUGGUCUUCUCACCAAUCUGCGAGUCCUGUACCUCACAGGGAACCAGCUUAGAUCAUUACCUCAGGAGAUGGGCAAACCGUUCAAAGUACAAAUAAGUGACUCUGAGUCGAGUCGAAUACCAAGGUUCUCUAAGCUGGAGAUACUUAAUCUAGACGAUAAUAGCUUGCAUGAUCUUGCCAUAUUCUCCAGUCUAGCAGGACUUAAAAAACUUCGACAACUCAACCUUGAUAAGAAUGAGAUUGUGUUUGUACCACACUUGAAAGCCUUGAGUGGUCGCUUGGUUGCUGUAGACAGUUUAUCAGACUCUACAUUACGCAAGGGUCGACCUCGGUCCGGGAAGGGACGGAAAAAGGGCGGGGCCAGGAAGGAGGAUCAGGAGGAGCGUAGUGAGGAAACCACACCACAGGGCAGUGAGCUAGGAAAAGGAGCUGCCUCUGAGAUAUCAAACCUUCUUGAUGACAUCGAGGAAGAAGGGGACCUCUUAGAUGCUUCUCAUGUCUUAGAUGGCGAGAUGAACAAACUUCCUCCUCCGUUUCCUGAGCUCACAUCGCUUAGUCUAGCUUAUAAUAAGAUAUCACAGGAAGAAGGUCUUCUAGGAGUGGCCGCUUGGCCCAUGCUUCAGGAACUCAUCAUCCACAACAACCCCCUCACCACCCUGAACAGCGGCCACCCACCCCUUCUCAAGCGGUACCUCACCAGUCGGCUUGGUAUACGCAUGGUCAGGAGGAAACCUAGCAUGGUACCCAAACCGUCCGUGGUGGUUCCCAAUAAACCACAUAGAAAGGUAGCAGAGAUAGUUCCACCCAUCCCCAAGAAGCCACUGCAGCUGAUGCUUGAAGGUCCACAUCCAGACUCCAAACCGACCACUUCCCAGACCCCUCCUCCAAAGCAAUCGAAACACCCCUCCAGAGAGGAAAGGACUCGCCCAUCCUCCCAGCCUCUACCACCCAUACAGCACACCCAAGAUGGGACCGAUCCAUUGCGCGUUAGGGAGGUGCAGGAUCAAGAGGAGAGGAUGGAGAGGACUAAGUCCUGGACAGAGGAGAGCUUUGGUGGAUCUGAUGCUGAAGAUGAACCUAGACCUGAACCUAAGACCAAGGAUAAGGAUGCAGAUGAACCAGUCUUCUUGACACAGGUUGAUGAACAACCAGAGGAUGAGGUUUCCAAACACGAGAGACUCACACCAAAGCCUCCUUCACAAGCCCCAAGACCUCCAAACAAACCUAAGAUUAGGAAACCAAGGGUCGACAGCGCUGCCUACUCCAUGGACGUCCCGCAGAAGUUCAAAGGUUACGAGGUCUUCUACGACGCGCCCGAUGACCCGGAAGUGUACACCGCCCCUGAUAUCCAGAGCAAUUUGAGGUCGUUGCGUCUCGCGUUGAAGCAUUCAACGGUGUACGGAGAGAACAAGGUUGAUCUGCAGAGGGUUCAGAAGCCAUUCAAAGCGUAUCAAAAGAACAAAGUUCCUGGGAAGCCUCAUCACCCGUCCAAGGCCGAGAAGCUUAGUGGUAUCCUUGAUGUGAUGAAGAAGAGAGAGACAUAUGUAGAACAGAAUCUAGGAGAGAUCUUAGCUGAUAAAGAGAAGAUGAAAGAAUUCCCACAGGUCACAAGACUCCUUGAAGAGAUUCAGAACAAAUACAGCGCUGUCCGCAACGCUUCCAUGAAAGAUAAACAGGAAGAGGACGAACAGAUAGACUCGAUGUUGCAGGACCUGGAACGGAUUGAGAGAACCAUGCAGUCAUCCCAGUCCUCAAGACACCAGACGAAGGAAAUUGUUGCAGAAUAGACCAGGUCUUGGACCAGGAGUAAAUACUAGCCUUGAGAUCUGUCCAUAAUCACACAUUUAGGAUGGUUUUUAAUCUUAACUAUAAACUGAAUGUGGGUCAUAAUUAUAGUAUAGUUCCUAUUUCUAAGUUAAAAAACAGGGGUGUCAUUUCAUGAAACAAAUGGUCAGUGAUUUACACUGACUAAUUUGCUCUGAGCCAAUCAGAUUAAAGGAUUUUAGUAGCUUAUGACUAUGGUCUGUAAAAAAAUAACUAUUUGUUUCAUCAAAUACCACAGCUCUCUCUGGAUGCAGUAGAAAAAUCACUACUCCAUGUAAAUCCUUCUGCUGCUUCCCUGUAGGACAGUUCCUGUUCUGAAUUCCAAUGAGGUCCAAUUGAAAAAUAGAUCCUGUUCCAAAUUAAAGAACCAUUCCAAGUCUGAACAGUGUGUGUGUUUCCGGUCUUCAGAACUCAUCUAUAGUCUGCAAUUAGGGUUCCUCACCAUAUUGUAAAUCAUUUUCCAUUUAACACUUUUUACGAGGUGUUCAAGAAAAAGCGAAACAAUGGACUUUGAGGACUUUGUCUUCAAAUAAAUUAAAUUGCCUUCGUUAGAAGAUGCUUUAAGUAAUGAUAGAAACAAAAAAUGAUAGAAACAAAAAUAUAUCAUUUUGAAAGCAAAUUAUCGUAAGUCCAUUGUUCUACUUUUUCUGAGGCACCUUGUAUGUUCCUUCUGUAUGUUCCUUGUAGUGAUAAUCUUACUCUGAUUUAUAUAAUAAUUAUUUGAAUAGUCAGAUGCAUGAUAAUGGAGUGUCAUAUACCUAUUGGGCUUUCUGAACAAUGACAUUGUGAUAUACAUUGUGGACCAAUCUUUGUUACAGUUUUUAUACCAUUGUUACACCUGCCAAUAUGUCUAGGUUAGAAGAUGUGUGAGUGCAAACGUCCAGUAAUAAAAACCUUGAUUAGGUUUUUUUCCUAAACCUUUAAUCAGAAUGCCAUUAAUGAAAGAAAGUCAGACGGUCCAAGUGGACUUGAAAUUAUUUGUCAGUCUGACUUGAAAAUUAUAUAUCUUUCAGAUUGACACCUCUUUGAAAAUGUAUUCAUCAUAAAGCAAACCUUGAUACUUGUGUGUGUGAUUCAGCAUUUCAUCGGGUGAUUUCAAGUCCGAUGUUGAUCAUUUGUUGUUGGUUUUGCGCCAAUUCUUACAUCAGGACAAGCACCAAAGUUCCAAUGAAGCUUUCCUGGGAUGAAUUUCACACUAGGUGUUCAGCUAUCGAUAAUGUGAUUUGGAUCAUCUUUGUAAACUCAAAAUAGUUAUUGGAGCAAGGGAAGGCAAUCUGAAUUGUGCUACCAAAGCAUGCAAAAACACCAGCACCAACAUCGAACUUGAAACCACCCAUUGUUCUUGAAACCGUCCAAAAUAUACUUUACCUUGUGGGUUGAAAGUGGGUACAUUUGAUAUCGAAUAGUUUUUCAAGAAGUUUGUUAUUCUGUAUGUUCUUCAUGUUAACAUGUUAUAUAGGAUUCGAGCUGUCUUGUACAGGUAGAUUUGCCUCAGCCGAAUCUUUGAGACCAUAGAAAUAUGUUAGACCUAAGAGAAAUUUAGGUACAUAUAGCUCACGUUUUGUAUUACCAGCGACCCAUAACACAAAGGUUAGCGAUCAAAUGCUAAACGAAUUGGCCUAUCAAGAUCAUCGUUGCAUGCGCAUUUUGCUCAGAAGACUGAAUAAGAACCAGUCAGAAUUGUUCUUUCAAAUUAACGAAUCGCUAACCUUUGUGUUGCGGCGCCCUGGUCUAAAAAUUGCAUUGACUUAGGCGAAUAUUUGACCAAUGGUAGGUUGACUUUAUAUUAUGUAAGUUUACUUGUACUUGAAUAACUUUUUUUAAUAAGACCUUACGAUCAAAUUCUUAUAUAUUGGUGUAAUUGCCUCUAUGCAAUGUUUUGUAAAUAUUUGUAGAUAAGAUGCGUGAUGUAUAGAUUUGACAAAUUUACAGUAAUGUGUGAAUUGUGAAUAUGUGCUAUAAAUUAUAUUUGUAAAUAAAAUAUCUUGAAAAUCAUA